AUGAGCAUGGCUCCUAAUGCUAUUACCCUGACCGGAUUCAUGUUCGUGGUCAUCAAUUUCAUUACGGUGAUGUGGUAUAAUCCUAAUUUGGACACGGAUUGUCCGCCUUGGGUUUAUGCUAGUUGCGCGAUUGGUUUGUUUUUAUACCAGACUUUUGACGCUGUGGAUGGCAUGCAAGCGCGGAGGACAAAACAGAGUGGUCCUUUGGGUGAACUCUUUGAUCACAGUGUUGAUGCAUGCAAUACCGGAUUGGGUGUACUUAUCUUUGCAGCUGCAAUGAACCUCGGACAAUCCUGGUCUACGAUUCUAGGUCUUUUCGGAUCGACAAUGACCUUCUACGUACAAACAUGGGAUGAAUACUACACCCAGGUCCUGACUCUGGGAGUCGUUUCUGGUCCCGUCGAAGGUGUCCUCACUCUAUGCCUCGUCUACGCAUUCACAGCCUACGUAGGCGGGGGUAGCUUCUGGCACCGUCCAAUGCUCGAGACAUUCGGCGUAUCCAAACCAAGCUUCCUCUCACAGAAGAUCUACGAAAUGCCCUUCACACAAUGUUACCUUGUGUACGGUGCAAUUAUGCUCAUCUUCGCCACUGGCUCUAGUAUCUGGCACGUUAUGCAAGUGCGCCGUCAGCGUGGCCAGGAUCCCCUCGCGCCGCUGUAUGGAUUGUUGCCAUUGGCUUUGAUCUGGACUCUUGUCCCGGCAUAUCUGUACUUGAACCCGGCUGUGCUGGGGAAUUACACAAUUCCUUUUGGUAUAUAUGUUGGGUUGAUCAAUGCUUAUUCUGUGGGCCGUAUGAUUGUUGGACAUCUCGUGCAGUCGGGCUUUCCGUAUCAGAAUAUCUUGCUUUACCCGCUUGCGCUUGGUGUUCUGGAUAGUGCUGGCUCGGCGGUUGGUCUUUGGUCCACACCUCUGGUGGGUCAGACGCAGUUUGUAUUUGGGUGUUUGGGUCUUGCGGUUGGUAUCUAUGGUAGCUUUGUGUUCGACGUGAUCACUACCAUCUGUGACUACAUCGAUAUCUGGUGUUUGACCAUCAAGUACCCCUUCGUCGAGGAGACGGAGCGCAAGGUCGGGUCGACAACCAAGGCGCAGGUGGAGGGUGCGUCGAAGAAGAUGAACUAA
Messenger RNA from Penicillium angulare, 1119 nucleotides. RefSeq names its product aminoalcoholphosphotransferase. Gene Ontology annotation, cellular component: membrane. Gene Ontology annotation, molecular function: phosphotransferase activity, for other substituted phosphate groups. The transcript has 7 exons. Bases 1 to 1119 code for a protein of 372 amino acids. The record is from RefSeq and is a predicted model, not a curated record. Gene Ontology annotation, biological process: phospholipid biosynthetic process. NCBI's taxonomy places the organism in Eukaryota, Fungi, Ascomycota, Eurotiomycetes, Eurotiales, Aspergillaceae.